Molecule: messenger RNA, 867 nt
Organism: Scomber japonicus (chub mackerel)
Lineage: Eukaryota; Metazoa; Chordata; Actinopteri; Scombriformes; Scombridae
Gene: pdyn
Product: prodynorphin
Biological process (GO): neuropeptide signaling pathway; chemical synaptic transmission; sensory perception
Cellular component (GO): axon terminus; neuronal cell body; dendrite
Molecular function (GO): opioid receptor binding
Source: RefSeq, a predicted model, not a curated record
UGUGGUGACACAGACAAGACUCCUGCGAUAAAAAGAAAGUCGUCGAGCAGGAGAUACACAAGUCAGAGGGAGGACAACGAGUUUCCAUUUGAUGGUAGAUGCGACUCUGCAAGUCACACGGCUGGAAGUAUCUGUCGAACUCCUGAGGUACAGACUUUAGUUAGGGAUCUGUGGAAAAUGGAGUGGUAUGUCCUGAUGCUGAUGCUGAGCUUGCCGCCCUCCAUCCACACAGAUUGCUCUUCACAGUGUCAGAAAUGCGCGCAGCAGAUCCUCAGUCCCGACGCCGCCUUCAGCAGUCUGUCAUGCAGUACGGAGUGUGAGGGGCAGCUGGAGAGAUGUGGACAGGGUCCGGGGCUAGCGGACUUCAGUCAGGAUGAAGCCGAGGAGGAGGAGGAGAGCCAGCAAGCCGACCUGGUCAAACGCUACGGUGGUUUCAUCAAGAGGAUCGACAAGAACAAGAAUAAAAUCUUCACCUCUCCUUGGCGCGACAAUUAUAUAGUGAAAGCUGCAGCGCUGCCCAAGAAAUACAAGGACUUGUUGAAGAAGCUGGGAGCGAGAGAUGUCGAUGACCCGGAGGACAUGGACGAUGCUCCAGAUGAUCAGAUGCUCCGCACUUAUGAUAAACGUUACGGCGGCUUUUUACGCAAAUUCGGUCCCAAGUCAAAGAGGAGUAACUCCGCAGAGAAGGAGAGCCAAGAGCCAGAGGAGCUGCAAAAGCGCUACGGAGGUUUCAUGAGGAGGAUCCGACCAAAAUUGAACAACCUAAAGUGGGACAAGAGGUACGGAGGAUUUCUGCGUCGUCACUUCAAAAUCUCAGUGCGCUCAGUGGAGGAGCCUCGUUAUUCGUAUGAUGACCUGAGCUUAUAA